Ceratosolen solmsi marchali is the source of this 2089-nucleotide messenger RNA. RefSeq names its product signal recognition particle 68 (gene Srp68). Gene Ontology annotation, cellular component: signal recognition particle, endoplasmic reticulum targeting. The transcript has 3 exons. NCBI's taxonomy places the organism in Eukaryota, Metazoa, Arthropoda, Insecta, Hymenoptera, Agaonidae. Gene Ontology annotation, biological process: SRP-dependent cotranslational protein targeting to membrane. The coding region runs from base 336 to 2039 and encodes 567 amino acids. Gene Ontology annotation, molecular function: signal recognition particle binding; endoplasmic reticulum signal sequence receptor activity; 7S RNA binding. The record is from RefSeq and is a predicted model, not a curated record.
AAAACAGUAUUUAAAUACAAGAUAAUCGAGACGGGAAGACAAAUUUGCACUGCUCUAUUCGCUACUUUCACCCGCAAAGUUACGGAGCAUUGGCAUAUCAGUCAUGCACACCCAAUUGCAUUAUAUCUUCUUGCCAUGCGUCCGCGCGUGCGCAGUGAUUAGCAGCCGCGGCAGUUGUCGCAAACUUGACGACGUGAAAUGCUUUUGACAAUUAGGACUGGGAGGGGGAGUUAAAGGGCCUGUGUUGACACUCCUCGAUUUUCGAAUGAAAUUUUUGGUCUGUGACUGCUACUUUGCGACAUCGCGUGGAUCAAUAAUAGAGCCCGAAAAUAGCAAUGGUGCCUAAGGAAGAUAGCGAUGUGGAUCAAGAAGAUGUUCAAGUACCGGGGAUUAAAACUUAUUCUUUAGAAAUAUUGAAAAUCAUCAAAGAAGCCCAGCAGCAACAUGGAUUGAGACACGGCGAUUAUCAACGGUACAGAGGGUACUGCUCACGACGACUGCGACGUCUUCGUAAGGUUCUUAAGGUUCCUCAAGGGGAUAGGCGGCAUUUCAAACGCCGAGACAUAAUAGCCUCGAUGGUUAGCGAAGAUAAGUUUUUACAAAUUCCAUUGACUAUGGCGGAGCGAGCUUGGAGUUACGCCAUGCAACUGCGUCAAGAGUCAAACACAGAGCCUAGAAAGAAAUUUCAUUUGAUUUCAAGAUUGAGAAAAGCGGGCAGUCAUGCAUUAGAAUUGCAACAGCUCAUUGAAAGUAUCGAUUGCGAUCCCCGAACAAAAUUAGAAGCUCAAGCGUACGUCGCCUAUAUCCAAGGAUCGAUAAAUUUUGAAUUGCAAUCUUGGGUGCCAGCGAUGGAGAAUUUCAAAAAAGCUCAAGUUGUUUAUGAAAAUCUGGCCAAGGCGUUACCCGAAUCCGAACAAAUUAUAUACAAAGCUCGCGUUGAGGAAUUAGCACCAAAUUUGCGAUACUGUGCGUACAAUAUAGGUGACACCACUGCCAUUGACGAUCUAAUGCAGAUGCGAGGUAAACUAAGCGGUGAAUUAUUGAGCAACUUAGAUUCAUUGAUAACACAAACUCGUGACAAGCAAGUCAAUUCUGAAGAAGUAUUCUGGCGUGGGAAAUCUUGUGGUAUCGUCCCGCCAAAGGCUGCCUCUCUAUUAAUGGCUGAUUCUAGGCUCGAUAAUACACUGGACAAGCUUGAUAAAAACCAGGCCAAAAUUGAAAUUCUCGAAGCACAUUUAAUAGAUUGUAAAGACGCUGUCGCAGCUGUUCGCGAAGAAUUCAAGAAUGAUUUGAAAAUUAAAGAUGUCGAUAAAGCUCCGCAACACUUACUUACCUAUUUACAGUACAUUAGACUCUCUCGAACACUCGAUAGAAAUUUAAUAUUAGUGAAAAUUGCAGAGGAGUCAGAGAAGACUAAAUCUCAAGAUAUUGUACGAUUAUACGAAGCUGCGCUUCAGAAUCUUGUGGAAAUGUCAAGACUGCAAGUCGACGAAAGUUUCUUGCAAGAGCACGACGCUAAGACAAAGAGUUAUAGAGCCUUUCGAUGCUUCUACAUGGCCAAAUCAUUGGCCAACCUUCACAGAUGGCGUGAAGCAAUGGUACUGUACCAGAGAUCUUUGCAACACGUCAAAGAUGCAAUGGAACAUAAAAUUCUUUUACCAAAUAGUUUGAAAAAUGAGUUGAUUAAACUCGAAUCACUGAUCGAGGGAGCCCAGUGUGCAGCUCAUGCACACAGUGUUUUAGAAGACGGUCAAGAAGAAGAUAUAGGUAUUAAUAAGCAAGUGAAAAAUAAAAAAAUGCUUGCAGAACGAUUGCACGAGUAUGUAGAAGAUCCAUCGUUGUUAACCAAGCAACCAAACAUUUGUAAACUACCACCUCCAAUGCAAAGUAUUCCAUGUAAACCAUUAUUUUUUGAUUUAGCAUUUAACAUGAUCGAAUUUCCUGAUUUGUCAGAUAAGCUCCAAGAGCAAGAUAAAAAAGGUGAAAAAAGUGGUCUUGCUGGAUUGGUCAAGGGACUUUGGGGAUGGGGUAAUAAGUAAAUUUCGUUUGUUAUUUUUUGUCAAUAAAUACAUUUAUAUCGUGAAUGAAA